Molecule: messenger RNA, 237 nt
Organism: Knipowitschia caucasica
Lineage: Eukaryota; Metazoa; Chordata; Actinopteri; Gobiiformes; Gobiidae
Source: the annotation of a GenBank genome assembly
AUGGUUAAUCUCCUGCCUUGUGGGUUCACAGGCACGUGGUCCUUCUCAGUGUCGGAGCUGGCCAUCCCAGGGGCAGAGAUCGGCCGCAUCUCAGCCACAGACGCAGACCUGGGGGAGAACGCACGGCUGGUCUACAACAUCCUGGACGGAGAGUCAGGAGACACCUUCAACAUCAGUGCAGUGAACCAAGAGGCCGUCAUCACACUCAACAAGGGACAACGAUCUUAUCUUAAAUGA